Messenger RNA from Synchiropus splendidus (mandarinfish), 4936 nucleotides. RefSeq names its product Janus kinase 2b (gene jak2b). The transcript is spliced from 24 exons. Gene Ontology annotation, cellular component: membrane; cytoskeleton; cytosol. Gene Ontology annotation, biological process: intracellular signal transduction; hemopoiesis; peptidyl-tyrosine phosphorylation. NCBI's taxonomy places the organism in Eukaryota, Metazoa, Chordata, Actinopteri, Syngnathiformes, Callionymidae. Gene Ontology annotation, molecular function: histone binding; ATP binding; cytokine receptor binding. The record is from RefSeq and is a predicted model, not a curated record. Bases 469 to 3813 code for a protein of 1114 amino acids.
AAUUCAGUGGGUGAGCUCAGCCUGCGAACCAGCUACCGACCUUGACACCCUCGCAGCCUCUUGCUGGAUAUAUUCACUGGAACUUUACUAGUAGCGGUCAGGACCCUUGGCCAAUUAUCUGCCGAUUACAGACAUUUUUUUCUGACUUACUUGCGACCGAGUCGCUUUGAGCUUGUUAACUUUAAAUGUUGACAAGAUAAAGUUGCUCCAGAGGCAAAUAUGUGACGUCCAGUUUAACGGAGCUAGCAUGUGUAACCAUGUGCGCGAAAGCACUCAGCGAUGAUUUGCAACCAUAGCUGUUUAGGUGCGUAUCAGACAAGUAUAUUUCAUUUCUGAAAAGCAGAAAACAAAGCGGCGGUGACCGACUGUUCAGACUCGGUCGCCCUGGCGGAUCCACCGGCCUAGGAGGCUAGCAUGCUAGCUGCAUGACUGGCUCUGUUUAAAAGAUUACAAGCCUGUCUGUCAGAUAUGGCCACGGUGACCAACACAUGUACUCUGGUACAACAAAAUGGGACCACACAUCACGAAUCUGCAGCUGCGAGACCAGCUCCUGCUGUUUUGAGGCUGCAUUUCUACCAAAGCAGUGAGCGAACAACUGACUGCACUUACCUCAGUUACCCACCCGGGGACUACACCGCAGAGGAGCUGUGCGUAGAGGCAGCCAAGGCUUGCAGUAUUGCACCUCUAUAUUUUAGUCUUUUUGGGCUUUUUAGAGAGAAAGACCACUUGUGGUUUUCACCUAACCACAUAUUCCACCUUGACAAUUCAGCGUCUGAAGAUAUCUUCUUCAGAAUACGACACUACUACCCUUGCUGGUACAGUGGUGGAGUGUCUCGAGCCUAUCGCUACGGCGUUUCUAAAGGAAUGGAAUCUCCUGUAAUUGAUGAUUUUGUCAUGUCAUAUCUAUUUUUUCAGUGGAGAAAUGACUUCAUCAACGGCGUUGUGAAAAUUCCAAAUUCCCACGAAGCACAGGAAGAGUGUCUUGGCAUGGCAGUGUUGGACAUGACCCGGACCGCCAAAGAGAGACAGAUGUCCCCUUUGGAUGUUUAUCACACAAUAAGCUACAAAUCUUUAUUACCAAAAGUAAUAAGGGCUCAUAUCCAGAACUGCAACUUUGUUACUCGGAAACGAAUACGCUUCCGUUUCAAGCGCUUCAUUCAACAGUUUAGCCAGUGCCGUGCAACGGUUCGCGACCUCAAGCUCAAGUACCUCAUCAGUAUGGAGUCAUUAGACAAAGCUUUCUACACGGAGACUUUCCAAGUGAGAGAGCCAUCCCAUGGACAGCUAACCAUUCAUGUGGCUGCAGACACUGGCAUCCAGUGGUGUCGGGAGCGAUUAAAAGAUCAUGAACAGGAGUUGCAGAUGCUAUGUGACUUCUCUGACAUCACUUACAUUCACAUCAAACAAGUCCACAAGGAUGGAGCUGCCGACAGUCGAGUGGUUACGAUCAACAAGCAAGACGGGAAAAACCUGGAGCUGGAAUUCUCGUGUCUCCUGGAAGCUCUGUCGUUUGCAGCGCUGGUAGACGGUUACUACAGAAUGACAACAGAUGCUCAUCAUUACCUUUGCAAGGAAGUGGCACCCCCAAGACUGGUGGAGGCCAUUGCCGCACACUGUCACGGCCCCAUAUCAAUGGAGUUUGCCAUCAAGCGACUACAAAAAUGUGGAAACAAAUGUGGGUUGUACAUUUUGAGAUGCAGCCCCAAGGACUUCAACAAGUAUUUUCUAACCUUCCCUGUUACGGUGCAUGAUUGCGUGGAGUACAAACAUUGUCAAAUAACAAGAUCUGACAGCGGAGACUUCAACCUCAGUGGAACCAGCAGAAACUUCAGCACAAUGCUGGAGCUACUCAGCUGUUACCAAAAGGAAGCAGUCCGCUCCGACUGCGCCAUAUUCCGAUUCAACAAGUGCUGUCCACCAAAAUUGAAAGAAAAGACCUGUCUGUUGGUGUGCAGGAGCAACCAGAGCUCAGAAGUUCCCGUCUCACCCUCAUUGAACCGACAAAACUUCAACCAAAUGGUGUUUCACAAGAUUAAAAAAGAGGAUCUUGAAUUCAACGAAAGUCUUGGUCAAGGGACAUUCUCCACGAUAUUGAAGGGAGUCCGUAAAGAGCUUGGAGAUUAUGGACAAGUUCAUAAAACUGAAGUUGUUAUGAAAGUCUUGGACCCAAGCUACAGGAGUUAUUCUGAGUCGUUCUUUGAAGCUGCUAGCAUGAUGAGUCAGUUGUCACACAAGCACCUGAUCCUAAUCUAUGGUGUUUGCGUUUGCGGAGAAGAAAACCUCAUGGUGCAGGAGUUCGUCAAGUUUGGAUCAUUGGAUACAUACUUGAAGAAAAAUAAAAACUCUAUAAACAUCAUGUGGAAGCUGGAAGUGGCCAAGCAGCUGGCUUGGGCCUUGAACUUCCUGGAGGAAAAGCAUCUUGUACAUGGGAAUGUGUGUGCCAAAAAUGUCCUUCUCAUAAGAGAGGAGGACCUUAGAAGUGGGUAUCCCCCUUUCAUCAAACUGAGUGACCCUGGAAUCAGGAUAACAGUGCUACCCAAAGAAGUGCUUAUUGAGAGAAUCCCAUGGGUGCCUCCUGAGUGUAUAGAUGACCCUGCCAACCUCAGUUUGGCAGCUGACAAGUGGAGUUUUGGCACAGCGCUUUGGGAGAUAUUCAGUGGUGGAGACAGGCCUUUGGCAACACUGGAGAACUCAAAGAAAAGACUGUUCUAUGAGGACCACCAUCAGCUACCUUCGCCAAAGUGGUCUGAACUGGCUGAUUUGAUAAUCAGUUGCAUGGACUACGAGCCGACCUUCAGACCCACAUUUCGCGCUGUGAUCCGGGACCUGCACAGUCUCUUUGCUCCAGACUACGAGUUGAUUGUGGAUAGCGACAUCCUUCCAAACAGAAAUGUCACUUCGAGUUGGACAGCCGGAGCCUUUGAAAGUCAAGAACCGACUCAGUUCGAGGAGAGACACCUCAUAUUUUUGCAGCAGCUUGGAGAGGGUAACUUUGGAAGUGUGGAGAUGUGUCGGUACGACCCGCUACAGGACAACACUGGGGAGGUGGUGGCUGUGAAAAAGCUCCAGCACAGCACUGCUGAGCACAUUCGGGAAUUUGAGCGAGAGAUCGAAAUUCUAAAAUCACUGCAGCAUGAGAACAUUGUCAAGUACAAAGGCGUCUGCUACAGUGCAGGGCGACGUAACCUUCGUCUGAUCAUGGAAUACGUGCCUUUCGGAAGUCUACGGGAUUACCUCAGCAAAAACAAAGAAAGGAUUGAUCACACCAGGCUCCUGCACUACACAUCUCAGAUCGGCAAGGGGAUGGAGUACCUAUCGGAUAAACGCUACAUCCACCGAGACCUGGCGACACGUAACAUUCUUGUGGAAAGUGAGCACAGGGUCAAAAUUGGAGAUUUUGGCCUCACAAAAGUUCUGCCCCAGGAUAAAGAGUACUACAUGGUCAAUGAGCCAGGGGAGAGUCCGAUUUUCUGGUACGCCCCAGAGUCACUGACAGACAGCAAGUUCUCUGUGGCGUCUGAUGUCUGGAGCUUUGGAGUGGUUCUCUAUGAGCUCUACACCUACAGUGACAAGAACUGCAGUCCCCCUACUAUAUUCAUGUCUAUGAUGGGGAAUGAUAAGCAGGGUCUGAUGAUUGUCUACCACCUCGUUCAACUCCUCAAAUCAGGCAGCAGGCUGCCAAAACCACUGAAGUGUCCAACACAAAUUCAUGACGUGAUGGAGGAGUGCUGGGACAAUGAUCCCGUUCAGCGACCAUCUUUUAAGGAGUUGACUCUGCGCAUCGACUUGCUCAGGCACAGUGAGGAGUUCUGAUUAAAUGGCAGUGCUAUGCAAAGUUCUGCAGAAGUAGAGGGCUGAGUGACCUUGUGACUACUGGGCGGAUUGCCAAAGUACUUUUGUGCAAGGAAACACAUGGCUCAUUUGGACGAUGCUGAUCAGUAAUAAAGCUGAAUAACUUUGUGUUAAAGAUGUAAAGUGGUGAUGUCGAGCAUGAAGAGACCGAGGUCAAUGAGGAGGGUGAGACCUAGACCAAACUGAAUACAGCCCAGACUACUAGUUUGUACCAAUGGUAGCAUUUCCCUUCCAAUUUAUUUUGGGGAAAAAAAAAAGACUCUCUUUUGUAGUGUAAAAUGAAUGUGUGUCUGUAUGACUGAUAGACUUUUGCUUCUGCAUCAGUUUGGCCUUGGUCCCUUUAAGCUCUCGCCUUGACUACAACGCUAUAGUGAAGACUGCGUAUCUGGUGUCACCACAGCUAGCAGGACUGGCCCUCCCGACAGAAAUGAUUGUUUUGUGGACAGAGCUUGAUAUAUGGAUGGUUUUAUACAUAAAUGAGUGAAUUGACGUGUGUGUGCGCGUGCACACGUGUCUGUGAACUGUAUGUAUGUAUCAAGAUUUUUGUUAUCAUUUUGUAAAUUUUAAUGAUUUGUGAUGCAGUCGUGAGCUCCGCCAUUAAAUUAAUUUUGAUACAAACGUAAUUCCCAAGAGUUGGGUCGGUGUUCUGUUUAACGAACUGUUGGUCGCACUAUUAUUAUAGUGCUGUGAGUACCGGCCUCACUACAUCAAUGGGGGCCACACACUCAACAACAAUUGGGCUGUAUUUGUCCCAAUUGGCUUCAUCCCAACCGAGGACCGUCGGCGCCUGAUUAUCCUAAAGCAUCCCAGACAUGUCCGUACAGGAUUGACAAAAACUACAGGUUUAACGUGUGCACCAGCAGGCUGCAUUCUGCCAUGUAUUUCAUCUAUUAUAUUUCGCUGAGAAGUCAUUCUAACCCACCGGUGCUGUUACAUCAGAAUCUCCAGUCUGAAACAACAUGCUGUCACAAGGCAAUGCUGACAGGCACUCAGAUAUUGCUCUAAAUUCGUCCUCCAGAAUGAGCUGUCUGCUGACGUCUCAUACACACACAGAACGGAGUGAUCUCCCUCCCUGCCUUUAUUU